AUGACGUCCCCCAGCAAUCCAAUAAGCAUGAGGAUGACUUUGUUUCCUAAUGGCUCCCUACUGAUCCACAAUGUGAAAGCUUCAGAUGAAGGCUUUUAUUCAUGUGUGGGAAUUCCAGGGGACUCAAACCAAGUGCCUCAGACCUAUACCGCAGAACUGAAUAUUGCUUAUCUAGAUGAACUAACAGGCAGUUCAUUUGAGCCACCUCUGCCAGAGAGCAGGACCCGCAUUGUUCCAGAGAAGGCAGAGUUUGAACUGACAUGCAUACCAGUAGCUGGUAACCCCCGAGUACGAGUCUGGUGGCUUGACCCGCGUGGCCACACUGUUUCUGAUAGUGGGCCAGUAAGAGUGGAUGAGACACGACUCAUCAUAGAGGCUGCCAGAGCUAUGGAUGACUCUGGAGAUUACACCUGCGUGGCAGAGAAUAUGGCUGGUACCAAGAUGGCUUCCUUCAGACUUGUUGUGGCCA
Cryptotermes secundus is the source of this 469-nucleotide messenger RNA. RefSeq names its product inactive tyrosine-protein kinase 7-like. The transcript is spliced from 3 exons. Gene Ontology annotation, biological process: axon guidance; homophilic cell-cell adhesion; dendrite self-avoidance. Gene Ontology annotation, cellular component: plasma membrane; axon. The annotation marks the transcript as partial. Lineage: Eukaryota; Metazoa; Arthropoda; Insecta; Blattodea; Kalotermitidae. The record is from RefSeq and is a predicted model, not a curated record. Gene Ontology annotation, molecular function: cell-cell adhesion mediator activity.